UUCCAACAGUCCAUUCAUCAUCUCCUCUGUUUCCCUCCAAAAGUCUUCUCUCUCUCUCUAUCUCUCUCUCUCUCUCUCAUCAUUUCUGGUACUAUUCAAGAGCAAGAGCAAGAAAGAGACCCAAACAAUCGGUGAACAGUAAUGGCCGACGAAGACAUUCACAACGGCCUUCAAGACGAGCCAUGGGAAGAACGAACUCUCCACCUCCUUUACAACUCCAAGAUCGAUCAAGAUUUUUCAAUUGCUAAAGUUCAAAAAAGUGGACGAAAGAAGCACAAAGUGCGCUGGAUGUCGAAGAGAGCUAUGGCAAUUCCUCAAGUCAUCAUCGAACUUCACGACCAAGCCCUAAGAGAAUCUACUCUCCGAUGUCUCAGUACUUUCCUUCUCGAGAAAAGAGAAGAAGAUCCAGAAAAUUACUACAGGACAGGGUUCUUGUUAUAUAAUUCAUGCAGCACUAUAGCUGUCUUGCUACAGGAAGUUCUGGCAUUUUCACAAUUGAUGGUAGAUGGAAGUCUGACCGUAAGAGCAACUAAGCGUCUUGUUAAUGUUCUUACCCUAUUUCAGUGCAUUGCAGCAAACAAAGAAACAAGAUAUAAGUUUGUUAAAUCUUAUGUGCCCAAUUUCUUGGUACCCCUGAUACUGUUUGAUAGCCCAUCAGAGAUUUAUGAAAAUGUUCGAGCUGUUGCCCUCUCUGUGUUUGGCAUUCUAUGCCAGGCUAGAGAACCUGAGAUCAUUCAAUGGGCUCUGGAAAGCAAUAUGGUUGAAGUCUGUCAGAUCAGCAUAGAGAUUGGAAGUGAGCUCUCCAAAGUGAUUGGAAUGCACAUUUUUGAAGCCAUUAUGCAGGAUGAAUCAGGGAUGUCUUAUAUUUGUAGUCCAACCUGUGAUCAGCUGCUGAAGAGAUUGAUUAAUACGUGGGAGCAUCUGGUUACUUGUUUGGCUUUGGAUCAAGAUUUCUCUCCCCGCCUGCUAUUUCACAUUAUACGCUCGUAUGUUCUUCUCUGCACUCACGUUAGGGGAUUCAGUCUUGUAAUGGACAAUCUACCUGAUAGCAUCAUAGAUAAUUCUUUUGGUGAUCUCUCUGUGGAGUUCCCUUUGAUCGGGAGUUUGCUCCAUCAACUACGCCUAACUGUCGGUAAAAUUGAUGACUGCUGCCCAGAUUUCCUACCCAAUGACUUGCUGCUUUAUUAGCCAUGUACUCCUCUGAACUUAUAUAUAUAUAUAUAUAAAUCUUCUAUUCUAUUCCUUGUACUCCUGCUUUUGAAGGGGGGUAAAUGGAGAAACAAAGAUGAAGUUUGAAGUUGUUACUGCCUCACUUGGUCACUGCUUUUGUAUUUUUCAAUAUCUUGGAAUUGUGGAUAUGAAUCACAUAGACAUCAAAGACAAUUCUUUUGAUGCAAAAAUAAUGUGAAAUUGUUCAACUCUCUUCCUUUAUGUUCAACUCUCGCAUGAAAUCUCCUCUCUUGUUGAUUGAGAAAUUGAUUGCGAAGUUAUGGUUAUAUGUGCUGAUCAAAACAAAAACAAAAAAUUAUGGUUUUAUGUGGCUG
This is a messenger RNA of Camellia sinensis, 1544 nucleotides long. RefSeq lists its product as uncharacterized. Gene Ontology annotation, biological process: mRNA catabolic process. Lineage: Eukaryota; Viridiplantae; Streptophyta; Magnoliopsida; Ericales; Theaceae. Gene Ontology annotation, cellular component: CCR4-NOT complex. The record is from RefSeq and is a predicted model, not a curated record.